Molecule: messenger RNA, 3726 nt
Organism: Perkinsus marinus ATCC 50983
Lineage: Eukaryota; Perkinsozoa; Perkinsida; Perkinsidae
Exons: 9
Coding region: 1-3546 (1181 amino acids)
Source: RefSeq, a predicted model, not a curated record
AUGGAGGCUUAUAAUGCAUCUGUCGUUUCUGAUGAAAGAAACAGCAAGUUUGACGUAGAGCAGGCCUUGAACGAGCUUCUGGACAAGUACACUGAGUUGACGAAGGAGACUGUCGAGGAGUACCGCAAUGAGCGAGAUCGCGAACGUGGGGUUGGGCAUUCGAGUGAGUCCUUGAUGGGGAAGCGGUCUGCCAAGGUGGGAGGGGACGAUGAGGGAGUUCGGAAGAGGAGGAGGAUGAGAAGUGACGACGAGAGUAGUAGUGCCACCAUGAGCAGCACCACAGCGGAGGUCCACAGGAGGGAGGGGACGCGGCGCGCCAUAGCCCUACUCGAUGUUGCCCAGGAAGAGGACGGAGACCACAAGGAAGAUGAUGAUGAUGAGGGGAGGAAGAGUCAUCACAAUAAGGGUAACAGUAAGACUUCUGUGAAGGGGAAGGUGAAGAAAAAGAGGCCGAUAUCUUUCAAGAUCACAGAUGCAGAACAGGUGACGAGGAAGUUCGUGAAGGCCAUGAAGGCGGAGUGCUUGACGGUGACCGAUCGGCAGAAGGCCCUGCGGGGUAUAUUUAUGGGCUCAUCGCCUGAACUUCGGGAGGCUGCUAUUGCUAAUUUUACGCACCAUAAGGGCCUCGAGCUUAUCGGUAGUUGGAUGAAGGAGGUGAAUAAAGACAAGGACCCAGAAGUGGGGCCUAUGCUGGUUUACUUGGGGUGUUUGGAGCGAGUGGUCAUGACCGUUGACCUGCUCAGAGCGACCAGUAUCGGAAAGAUGGUGACGGCCAGUGUGAAGGCCUUCAGUGGGAGGUCGGAGAUGGUGGUCACUAAUGGUAGACGUUUGAUCGAGAAGUGGAAGAAGAUUGCUUGCUCGAGCGGAGUGUCCCCUGGUGGGACGAAGCCUCAGAGCAUCACGUCCCCUCCUCCCCCUCCUCCUGCAACUCCUCCAGGCGGCUUCAAGCCUGUGAUCGCGGCUAAGUCCAGCGCCCCUUAUGUCCCUGUUGUUGCCGCUAAGUCGAGUGCACCGCCUCCCUUAUCUAAGUCUCCUACCACCAAUGACAGCUCGGUUCCUGCCACGGCUGCUGCUACCGAAGCACCUUCCCCCCCACCCUCGAGGAGUGUUGGAAGUCCCCAGGCUGCGGCAUCGAAGUCUCCAGCACUCACGCUUCCUGUUGGUCGACGACGGCCGGCUGGUAUGGACUCUUUGGAGGUGCGGGGCUCGCCUAUGAACUCCCCACACUUCUCUCCACCUCCAGCUGUCCAGAGUGGAUCAGGAAAGAGUCCUUCCGUUCCCUGCAAAGACAGUGAUACGGACCGUUCUAAGGUGUACUCGGAAGGUAGGCGGAGCUCUACCGAUGAUCUAGAGGGGCUCAUGGACCUCAUGAGCCCCGGGGGGAGAGACGACGACGAUGCCCGAGAGGUCUCCAUGAAGAAUGUUACGGCUGAAGAUGAGGAGGAGACUUCCUUCGGGGCUGUGCCCACCAACAUAGAGGAAGAUGAUGACAUGGCUGACAUCUUAGGGUUGAUGGAUCUGCCCGGUACCACUCCGGGCGAGUUCGAUGAUGACGAUCAUCCCGCGGGCCUGAAUGGGGAUCGAGCGGGGGUCUCUGCUGAGGAUGAGGGAAAUGGGCAGUCGAGGAAGCCGAGGUUACAGUGGAAGAAGGAUGAGGAGCUCGUCAAUAUGGUCGUUUUCAUCAAGAAUGAGCCGUUAUGGGACACUGUCCAAGCCAUUAACGAUGCUCGUGGUACUCACGUCACCUACGUUGAGCACGGACACACAUCCAAGUUCAUGGAGCAGCGUAAAAAGGAGGACGCAAUGGGUGGUACGCAACUCCGGCACCAAUACGGUCAUUUAGACUCUGCCCCUGCGGCAACUGGGGCCUCGCCAUCCCGAGGGAAACGGUCCACUGCAGCUGCUUUGCUCGCGAGCCUCGGUGGGUCUUCGUCGUCAUUGGAAGAUUCCAACACCGCUACUUCCGACAACAUUGGGGAGAAGGUCAUCUGGCUGAAACAGCUCCCUAUGGUGAUUCUGCCGACUGAUUGUACGCGUGUCAUUGGCCAGCUGAAGAGCUACGAACGACAGGACCUUGCUGAUCUUCAUGGUGGACGUACUGAAGUUUUUUACUCGCCUGAAGCGGGUGUUCGCAUACCGGAUUCUCCGGCCGAACCCGCUCCUGGUCGCUCGGUGUUCCUCAUGGCGCCUGAUGCGCUGCAGAACGAAACCGUUGAGGUGAAGCUGAAGGUGAAGGACAGUAAAAGUCGUAAAAAGGCCGCAUCUGCGGUGGCAGUGCCCCCUAGGGCUGACGAGGAUACGGGCGUUGUGGUCCUGGACGAGGGUCUUGAGGGCUCCCCUGGUGCUCCCCAACAGCCGUCCUUAACGGAGGUUUCGCCUGUCAGUAGCGACGAUAGCGUGCCUGGUGUACAGGAUCAGGAGGACCAGAUAUUAGCAGCGUUGAUUACGGCCUCCACCGGUGGCCCUAUAGGUGACGGGAAGGGCCCAUUGGGGUCGGCUGCUGGGGAAGUGCGGUUCGAGAGUGAAUUCGUGAAGUUAGAUCCGGGGCUACAGGAAGCCAUCAUCAAGAGUGAGCAGUUCCUGAAACUGUUCCAGGACCAGCCGUGGUUGAUGAUAAACCUGACAACAGACUCUCUUGGUCGGAUCGGGAAGAUGAUGGACCUGUACAGGGAGAAGGCGAAGGAAGAAGCAGAGGAGGAGGCCCAGAAGAAGAAGCGAGAGGCCCAGGCCCAGGCCCAGCAGGCCCAGAUGGCCGCGGAAAUGCAGGCCAAGUUGGGUCACAGCCCUUCCCCUACUCCUGAUGAUAUCUCGAGCUCAGCGGCAGAGUCGUCACCGAGUCGGACGGCGGAGAGCUAUGAGAAGCGUGGUUGGGGGGUUACGUCUAUCCUUACUAGUCUCAAGGAGCAGGUUCGAACUCACGUGAGGAGUGAGGUAGCGGCUGCUGCUACGCAUAGCACCCCUUCUGGUGGUGGUAAGGGCUGGCUUGGUAGCUACGGUCGGGGAGGGGGAUGGUACCCAAGCGUGCCUGGUGGGGGGUCUUCUACUUCGUCCAAAGGGUAUGGUGAAGGUUGGGAUGAUACCUCUGGUGGGCAAGGUUGGGCAUCAUCCACGAGGAAGCAGGACGGUGAUGGUUCGUACCACCUCCCUUCUGAACAUUCAGUAUCGUCCUCGUCUGGUACCACUGGUUAUGCUGACGCCAGUCGUAGGUACGGUGGUGGUGCUGAGAGCUACAAGGAUCGUUAUACGAUGGGUGGUGGGAAGGGAGGUGGGAGGCAUGGGGGCUAUGGUGGUGGUCAGCACCAAGAGGAAUACGGAAAGGGUGGUGGAAAGGGCGGAUACCAUGGCAAGGGUAGUGGGGGUUAUAAGGGUGGUGGUGGAUACGGCUGGGGAGGAGCUUCUGGAGGGUAUCGGGGCAACUCUGGUGGAUGGAACAACAAACGACAGCAGCAUUGGCCUUCUCCUCCUCCUUCCUCUACUACCGAUGGUGCUCCCUCUCGGCCGAACAAGCAUCCUCGAACCACUGCUUACUCCUCUUCAUGGAAGUGAGGUUCAGUCGUUUUCGUCCAUUAUUGUCACUAUUCUGUGCCCUAUCACCGCUCAUAAUAGUCGUAAAUUCGUUCUGUGUCACCAUUAUCGCCUCCAAUUUGUGUAUCAUUGGAAGAUCAUCUUCCUGGACAACCGCCAUCACCGGCCCUCUCCUGCUUCUUCUCUAUGGGAUCCGUCGGU